Branchiostoma floridae (Florida lancelet) is the source of this 1761-nucleotide messenger RNA. Its product is annotated as platelet-activating factor acetylhydrolase IB subunit beta-like. Bases 144 to 851 code for a protein of 235 amino acids. The transcript has 7 exons. NCBI's taxonomy places the organism in Eukaryota, Metazoa, Chordata, Leptocardii, Amphioxiformes, Branchiostomatidae. The record is from RefSeq and is a predicted model, not a curated record.
AUGUACUAAUAGAUUUGAGAGAAUAUAACUGUUAUUUGAUUAAGAUUCACUUCCUUUCUCAUACCUUACGUUUUGUUGUACUCUUAAGUAAGUCACAAAGCUUCUUGCGUGCAGCAAGUCACAGGUGUGUGUGAAGUCUUGACAUGACAACAAACCCAGCUGCCACCCCUGUCCCAGUGGAGGAUGUACAGGGGGAUAGACGAUGGAUGGAUAUGCAUGAGCACUAUGUGAGAGAGGCUCACGAGAAGGAACCUGAGGUUUUGUUUGUGGGUGAUUCCCUUAUACUGCAGCUGGCACAUACACAGAUAUGGACGGAGAAAUUUGAACCAAUGCACUGCCUUAACUUUGCCUGCGGCGGAGACGCCACUCAACAUGUUCUCUGGAGGCUACAGAACGGUGAACUGAAAAAUAUUGCACCAAAGGCUGUGGUGUUUCUUGCGGGGACUAACAAUCAUGGCCACACAGCAGAGCAGGUUGCUGGGGGCAUUGAGGCCUGCGUGAGGACCAUCGUACAACAACAACCACAGGCCAAGAUUUUGGUUUUGACUAUACCACCACGGGGGCACCAGCCCAACCCCCUACGUGUGAAGAAUGAGGAGGUGAACCAAAGAAUCGCCUCCCUUCUCCAGUCUUUCCCCAGUGUACAGUUGGUGGAUGUGUGUCAGGGCCUCCUGCAGUCAGAUGGGACCAUCAACCACAACGACAUGUACGACUAUCUGCACCUGACCAGUUCUGGUUAUGCCAAGUUCUGUGAACCCCUAUAUUGUGCCUUGGCUGAGAUCUUAAAAAUGCAAGAUGCAACUGCACUGGCGAUGGAUGCUGCAGACAACUUAGUGGAGACUCCGGACUGAUGAUACCCAGGAUUGUUUCUCUUAUGAUGAUCAUUUCAUCUCACUGUGGAAAGAUGGGAAAGCUAAAGUCCACAAGUCACAGAUAUGGGCUUAGUGGGUGAUGGGCCUCACUAACUUGUAUUUAUAACGUAUCCUUCCUUUGUCAGGGGAAGCUUAAGACACAGUAUAGCAAAAGCAGGGAUACUAUUAUAUCUACUUAUAUCGUCUUGUAUUUUAUAUAACACGAGAAUUACUCUGUCAUUUUUAUUUUACAACACAGCCCACCAUAAAAGCACACUUAUUCUAAUUGGUAUUACUGGUAUUGAUUUUCAGGUUCAAAUCACAAAAAUACAUGUGAAGAAAAAUAUGUGAUACUGAUGUAGCAAUGCCUUUGAAAAUAUCACCUUAAAGUAUGGACAACCACAGGUGAAAGCUUUGCACAAAGCAUUUGGAACUUACUGCUGUUGCUGUUUAUGAUGAUGUAUGUAGCAAACUACAGUAGAGGUUAUCUGUAGAAGUACACCCUCGGUAUGAACUGUAUAAGAACAACUAAAUGCUCUGACUAGUACACAAUUACUUUUGUCAAAAGAGUACAUGUAGGGCUUUGAGGUAUUACAUUAUACCAAAAACUACAUCAUUGCACUUUUCCUAAUCAGUCUUUAAAGCUGAAUAUUUACAAUACUACUAUCCGAGACAUUAUGUCAUGACAAUGUAGCCUACUUUUAGUUUUAUUACUGAAUCUGUAUGGUGAAUGACAUUCAGCAGAACAAGAGGUUUCAAAUUACAGCAGCAGAUAUACAUGUAACUACCUUCUGUCACGUCUGGAAAACCUUAGUGUUCAUCUUCAAUAUAAGAAAUGUUACUUGUGUAGAUAUCACUGUAUUUGUCGACUAAUAAAUAAACAAGAGAAAUGACAGAAUUCACCAAUUAU